Molecule: messenger RNA, 1900 nt
Organism: Aaosphaeria arxii CBS 175.79
Lineage: Eukaryota; Fungi; Ascomycota; Dothideomycetes; Pleosporales
Product: dihydroxy-acid and 6-phosphogluconate dehydratase
Exons: 3
Coding region: 63-1871 (602 amino acids)
Molecular function (GO): hydro-lyase activity
Source: RefSeq, a predicted model, not a curated record
ACAUCACCAAAAGGCCGAACACCAUCAAAUUAAAAAUAUUCACACUUUGAAACCAUCAGAUCAUGGCAGAGCAGCAGAAUCACCCCAAUUCCGACUAUGAUCUCGAUACGCCAAUCCCGACGUCCGCGUCUGGACUUCGACAAGGUCUCACGUCCUACGGAGAUGCGCAUUUUUCGUUGUUCUUGAGAAAAGUGUUUAUCAAAGCACUUGGAUAUAGCGAAGAUGCAUUAUCGCGGCCAAUAAUCGGAAUCGUUAAUACAUACUCCAGCUUCAACCCGUGCCAUGCCAAUAUCCCGCAGCUGAUCGAAGCUGUGAAAAGAGGGGUCCAAUUGAAUGGAGGGUUGGCGAUCGACUUUCCCACUAUAAGUAUCCAUGAAAGCUUCUCGAGUCCUACGAGCAUGUUUCUGAGGAACCUGAUGAGUAUGGAUACCGAAGAGAUGGUCAAGGCUCAACCUUGCGACGCUGUCGUGCUCAUUGGAGGAUGCGACAAGACAACUCCGGCGCAAUUAAUGGGAGGUAUUUCAGCCAACAAGCCUAUAGUGCAUUUGGUGACCGGCCCAAUGAUGCCUGGAAGUCACAAAGGAGUCCGCAUUGGUGCCUGUACUGACUGCAGAAACAAUUGGGCGAGUUUCCGCGCUGGAACCAUUGAUCUGGAGGACAUAUCUGCCAUCAAUGAAGAGUUGGCACCAACGGCUGGAACGUGCGGCGUCAUGGGAACUGCAAGUACUAUGGCUUGUAUCCUGGCAGCUUUGGGCAUGAUGCCAUUCAAAGGAGCAACUGCGCCGGCCGUAUCGUCAGCUCGUCUUAGGAUCGCUGAGGAGACUGGAAAGCUUGCAGUGCAGGCAGCCGCUACAAAGCUGAAGCCGCAGCAAUUGCUGACUAGGGAGUCUUUCCUCAAUGCUAUCACGGUUCUUCAGGCCAUAGGGGGUUCAACUAACGCUGUUGUGCAUUUGCUCGCCAUUAUCGGAAGACAUCCCGACAUCGCAGGCACCAUAACGCUAGACACGAUUGAUGAAAUCGGCCGGAAAACGCCUCUUCUGGUAGAUUUGAAACCGAGUGGACAAAAUUAUAUGAACGAUUUCCAUAAUUCCGGUGGCAUGUUAGCCUUACUGCGCAGACUCAAGCCUUUACUGCAUCUCAAUGCAAUGACGGUGUCCGGCCGAACUCUGGGUGAGGAGAUUGAAUCAACACCACUCAUCCCCGUUCCCCAGGAUAGCCCGACGAUGUGCAUUCAGCCCUUCGAGAAACCACUUUACGAUGCAUCGUCCCUAGUAGUGCUGCGUGGAAAUCUUGCCCCCGGCAGUGCAGUCAUGAAGGCAAGUGCUUCCAAGGACCGCCGGCUACUACGCCACAAAGGUCGUGCUGUGGUCUUCGCAAAUUCCGCGGAUCUCGCCAUGAGAAUCGAUGACCCAAACCUAGAGGUUGAGGCAGACAGCAUAUUAGUGCUUCAGAACAUUGGGCCUGUAGGAAAUCCAGGCAUGCCAGAGGCGGGGUUGAUUCCAAUUCCUCGCAAGCUUGCAGAGAAGGGUGUGCAGGAUAUGCUGCGGCUUUCAGACGGAAGAAUGAGCGGUACUGCUGGAGGUACCAUUUGCUUGCACAUAUCACCAGAGUCGGCCGAUCCAGACUCAGUUUUAGGGAUAGUGAGGACUGGAGACAUCAUCGAAUGCGAUGUUGAGCAGCGAUUACUGCACCUCGAACUUUCGGACGAGGAGAUCCAAAAAAGAAUAGAGUCAAGGAAGCAAGAAUCCGGACCGAUCGGAAAAGCAGCGCAACAAAACACGAGAGGCUAUCGCGGUUUGUACAUGCGGUCGGUGAACCAAGCACACGAAGGUGCAGACUUCGAUUUCCUAACAGCUGCUGGUCCUUCGUAGCGCCAUAAUAAGCUUAGAGAUACCAGAAU